UCACGACAAUUGAAGUUUGUUUGGAAAUAACAAUGUCUUGUCACGGUUGUGCUCGAACGUUUGGAUUUCUAACAAAAGAGUAUGGCUGUGAAAAAUGCGGGUUUGCGUAUUGUUCCAAGUGCCUUGUUAAGAAAAUGUGCAAGAGCUGCUCUGCCAUGAAGUCGGUUGUUGCACCAACUCCGCCCUUAGUUUCGCAAGAGAGAUUGGAAAAAUGGGAGAAUCCUAUCCAAAAUCCAAUAAUCCCAAUUCCCCCAGUUGUGCUAGAAGAGCGGUUGGAGAAGCUAGAGAAUCCAAAUAGAAAUCCCAUAGUUGUGUACACCGAAGAUAGCCGCAUGAACAACCUCAAGAGAGGACUUUCUGUAGAAGACCAACAGCUUGUUGAUCGUCUCUCUAAACUGAAACAUGAAAUUCGAGAAAUGAAACAUGAUAUUCCCAGCCAGACAGAGAUUGAAGAGCGUUUGGCCAAAUUGAAAGGCAUAGAUCCCCAAGUAUACCGAAAGCCACCAGCAAUUUUUGUCAAACCCAAAACAAAUGAUGUUGAUGAUGCAACAUCACUGAUUAACCAGAUCAAAGAAGAAGUGGCCAUUGACAGGCAGUGUGAUGUUCCAACUGACAUACCAGUCUUUCAAUCAGAUGAGCAAUCAACUGAAGAUGAUGUUGAGAGACUGCUGCAAAAUGAGGCAAAGGCAAUUGACAUUGAGGCUCGGCUUGCUCUAGAAGGCUUAAAGAAAGAUAAAGAAAUCCAAGAAAGAUUGAAGAAACUCCGGCUUGACAAAGACACCGAAAGAGAAGAAGUUAAAGACGAUAAAUCCAGCAACGAAGCUGAAGAUUCCGAAGACGAAGAUAAGGAAGCGGCUAUGGUUAUUGAACGGGUCUUGGACGAAGAGCGGCUAGAAUUAGAAGACGAAGGAAUAUCAGCAGAUGAUGACAGAGCAACUAGAGAAAACGAGCUACCUUGGUGCGAUCUCUGCAACGAAGAUGCUCAUUUGAGAUGCUUGGGCUGCGAUGGAGAUUUGUAUUGUCGUCGUUGCUGGAAAGAAACUCACCGAGAUCUCGAGCUGAAGCGACAUCGAACCGAAAACUAUGUCGUCCCUAAAUAAUCGUCUUUACUGCUCUCAAAUGUAUGUCCCUUUUACCCUUAAGUAGCUUAUCGAUUGGCCAUUGCACCCAGGGCCCUUCGUCAUCUUGAAAACGUGAUCUGUCUGAAAUUGUGAUAAUCUGUGUCUAAUGAAUAUUAAUGGCUCUCCAUCAAAAUUA
Messenger RNA from Daphnia carinata, 1257 nucleotides. RefSeq names its product abscission/NoCut checkpoint regulator-like. The record is from RefSeq and is a predicted model, not a curated record. Gene Ontology annotation, molecular function: phosphatidylinositol-3-phosphate binding. Gene Ontology annotation, cellular component: midbody; centrosome; cleavage furrow. The transcript has 6 exons. The coding region runs from base 33 to 1100 and encodes 355 amino acids. Lineage: Eukaryota; Metazoa; Arthropoda; Branchiopoda; Diplostraca; Daphniidae. Gene Ontology annotation, biological process: mitotic cytokinesis checkpoint signaling; abscission.